Molecule: messenger RNA, 1077 nt
Organism: Eimeria acervulina
Lineage: Eukaryota; Apicomplexa; Conoidasida; Eucoccidiorida; Eimeriidae
Product: fructose-1,6-bisphosphate aldolase, putative
Exons: 3
Coding region: 1-1077 (358 amino acids)
Biological process (GO): fructose 1,6-bisphosphate metabolic process; glycolytic process
Cellular component (GO): cytosol
Molecular function (GO): fructose-bisphosphate aldolase activity
Source: RefSeq, a predicted model, not a curated record
AUGGAACUUCCUCAAGAUAUCGCGAAGGAGUUGGCGGCCACCGCCAAGGCCAUCGCCUCCCCUGGCAAAGGCAUCCUCGCUGCCGACGAAUCGACCGGCACGAUUCAAAAGCGCUUUGACAGCAUAAAGGUGAAGAACGACGAGAGCAACCGUGCUGCAUAUCGUGAUUUGCUGUUUACAACGGAGGGAUUGGGUCAGUACAUAUCGGGUUGCAUACUGUUUGAGGAGACUUUAUUUCAGAAGAACUCUGCAGGGGUGCCAAUGGUGGAUUUGCUGAAGAAGCAGGGCAUUAUUCCUGGAAUCAAAGUGGACAAGGGGUUGGAGACGAUCCCGCGAACGGACGAAGAAAAAGCGACAAUGGGUUUAGAUGGUCUGGCAGAGCGUUGCAAGAAGUACUACGCAGCGGGUGCUCGUUUCGCCAAGUGGCGCGCUGUGCUCUCGAUAAACGCUGCACAGGGGAAGCCCUCCGAGCGUUCAAUUGCUGAAGUUGCCUACGGCCUUGCACGCUACGCGUCCAUUUGCCAGCAGAACCGCUUGGUACCGAUUGUAGAGCCUGAGAUCCUGACAGAUGGGGCGCACGAUAUCACUACCUGCGCGCGCGUGACGGAGAAGGUCUUGGCUGCUGUAUUUAAACAGCUCAGCGAUCAGGGCGUCAUGCUGGAGGGAGCCUUGCUCAAACCCAACAUGGUGACUCCGGGGGCAGACUGCCCGACGAAGGCUAAGCCUGAAGAAGUUGCAUUCUUCACUGUUCGUUCUCUGGCGCGCACUGUGCCUCCCGCCUUGCCAGGAGUUACCUUUCUUUCGGGAGGGCAAUCAGAAGAAGAAGCGACGCUCAACUUGAAUGCCAUGAACAAAAUGGGGCCUCACCCCUGGGCACUCAGCUUCUCCUACGGACGCGCCCUCCAAGCCUCAACACUCCAGGCCUGGGGAGGAAACAACGAAAACAAAGCUAAGGCCCAGGAAGUGCUACUCAAACGCGCGAAGGCCAAUAGCGAAGCACAACUCGGCACCUACGCAGGAGACGCCGCAGGAACUGGAGCAGGAAAAUCCCUCUAUGAGAAAAACUAUGUUUAUUAA